AUGAUGAAAGCAGUCUUGAGGGACGCCCAACGCCAUCUGGUUGCGAGCGACGACCUUUGCAAAAACGCAGGAAGUCUUGGAUGCAGGUGGCUCAGGAUCGUGCAGCUAUGUUUUGGAUUAGAGUGCAAUUGCAACGGGCACGCGCGACGUUGCCGAUUCAACAUGGAGUUGUACAAGUUGUCGGGUAGGGCGAGCGGUGGCGUUUGCCUCAAGUGCAGGCACUACACCGCCGGCAGGCACUGUCAUUACUGCCGCGAGGGAUACUACCGGGACCCCACCAAGCCGAUCACCCACAAGAAAGCCUGCAAACCCUGCGACUGCCACCCGGUGGGGGCGAGUGGCAAGACCUGCAACCAGACGAGUGGGCAGUGCCCCUGCAAGGACGGCGUCACCGGCACCACCUGCAACCGCUGCGCAAAAGGCUACCAGCAGUCGCGAAGCCACAUCGCGCCUUGCAUUCGCAUACCGCGCGUGGUGACCGCCGUGCAGGCCAUGGAGGCGGUGGACGCAGAGCCGGGCCGCGGUAAUACACGGGCAUUUAUUAACACAAUUAAUACAACGGACCAGUGCGGACGAUGCCGCGCCGGCGCCCGCACUCUAAAUCUCAACAAGUACUGCAGCCGAGACUACGUCAUAAUGGGUCGGGUGGUCGGGCGCGAGGCGAGCGCGGCGGGCGCGUCGUGGGCGCGGCUGGCGCUGAGCGUGCAGGCGGUGUACAAGCGCGCGCCGCGCAGCCGCCUGCGCCGCGGCGCCGCCGCCCUCUACGUGCGCGCCGCAGACCUCGCCUGCAAGUGCCCCAAGAUCAAAAUUAACAAGUCCUAUCUGAUCCUAGGAGUGGAAAAAGAGGGAGUGUCAUCUGGUUUGCCAGGACUAACGGUCGGAGAGAGAACCCUUCUGCUGGAAUGGCGCGACGAUUGGCACAGGCGCAUACGUCGCCUGCAGCGGCGCGCCAUCAACUGUCAC
Molecule: messenger RNA, 963 nt
Organism: Iphiclides podalirius (scarce swallowtail)
Lineage: Eukaryota; Metazoa; Arthropoda; Insecta; Lepidoptera; Papilionidae
Source: the annotation of a GenBank genome assembly